AUGAAUACAUCCGACCCAUCGGCGACGUCUCCGGCGGGCCCUAGCAACGUCGGGCAAGUCAAAGAGACAGGCUCUCAGUUGUCUCGCUCGUCAACCCAUGCAGAUUCAGGCCUGUCAUCAUCUGCCGGCAGCGGCGGGUCCCGCUCGAGCCUCGGGUCCCGAAAGCGUGGCAGGAACCAGCAGACCCAGCAAGCGCAUUUCAGCGAAUCCACUAACCUCUUCAAUGCGCCUGGCUCCGCGACACGCAACUAUCAAGCCACGGAGACGCCGGCACCUCCAUAUGGACUACGUGACCAACCUAUGAAUGCUACGACGGACCACUCAGCACCGAGCAAUGGCAUGAAUCAAGCUAAUGGCAGUUGCAACUGCAACUGCAACGCCCAGAACCAGCCGCCUCAGACGUCAAAUGAGCCAUCACAGUCCUGGAAAAGCCGUUUCAUAGAUAGAUUCGGCGCCUUGGAAUUAGAGAACAAGGGCAGUGUUGCUCGUGACCACCUGGCACUAGAACGAACGUUCCUAGCCUGGAUGCGCACAUCUCUCGCCUUCGCCUCAAUAGGCAUAGCAGUGACCCAACUCUUCCGUCUGAACAGCGCAAAUGAAACAACACAGACAAAAUCACUCCACGCUCUCACCAACCCACCAUCCGUGCUCGCCCACUCAUCCUACGGCAUCCUCGACACGGUAACCACUCCCUCAUCCCAGAGUUCCUCCCGCCUCCGUAGCGUUGGAAAACCCCUCGGUUCAACCUUUAUUGGCGUCUCUAUUCUCAUUCUGAUCGUCGGCUUUCACCGCUACUUCGAGAGCCAGUACUGGAUCGUUCGCGGCAAAUUCCCGGCUAGUCGGGGCAGUGUUGCUCUAACGGCUUUUCUCGCGGCUUCGCUGAUUAUCGCGGCGCUUGCAGUGAUAUUGGCGGUCUCACCGAGUGCUAUUGAGAGCUAG
This is a messenger RNA of Penicillium maclennaniae, 939 nucleotides long. RefSeq lists its product as uncharacterized. The record is from RefSeq and is a predicted model, not a curated record. The transcript has 2 exons. The coding region runs from base 1 to 939 and encodes 312 amino acids. NCBI's taxonomy places the organism in Eukaryota, Fungi, Ascomycota, Eurotiomycetes, Eurotiales, Aspergillaceae.